UUUCGAUUUCCGGUUUAUGUUCGUUUGUCAGCCAAAUAUUUGAAUGUUGUUUUGUUGUUUCAAUAACAUCCGAGUUAAUGAGAUUGAACGACCUAUACAUAGCGUUUUGUUAACUAUCACAUAGCUAGCUCAUUAGAUAUAUAACUGGUUAACAAGUAGGUCAUUCGAAGUAUUAAACGGGUAGAGAUUAUUGGUCUGUCGUUAAGCUAGCUUCGGGCUAGCGAGGUUAGCCCAAACAGAGACUGAACUGAACAGAAAGUGCAGAAAAGCAAACAUGAGAAAUCACAGCCAACUCCGCCAGUGAACACUCAGGGGGAUGGUGUCUAGUGUUGUUGGUCAGUGUGUGUCUGUGAGCAGCGUGUCACCCAGGCAGUGUGAUUGACUAUGGUGGACAGACCUGACGACGAUGACGUUAUCGUCCUGGCCAGCUUCAACAUCCACCGCAGCCAAGGUCGUCGGGCGCGCAGGAGGAACUUUAUCACCAUAUCAGAUGACUCUGACGAGGAGCCGGUUCCUCUGGACCCCAACAGGCCUGUCCUGCUUUCUGACAAACCUGACCAUGAUGAUGUCAGCAUACUAGAGCCCCUGAAUCCUGCCCGGCGACGUGUGAUUCGUCCAGCAGCACUGUGGGGUGUGGCCUCUGAAGGCGAUGGACCAAUCAUAGAGCUAAAAGAGGUUGACGGUCAUCGGACUGCACCCCUUCCACCCACCUCACAGUACAGAGACAUCACCGCCCCAUCCAGCUCACAGUACAGAGACCGAGACGCCUCCGCCCCAUCCACCUCACAGUACAGAGACCGAGACGCCUCGGCCCCAUCCACCUCACAGUACAGAGACCGAGACGCCUCGGCCCCAUCCACCUCACAGUACAGAGACCGAGACGCCUCGGCCCCAUCCACCUCACAGUACAGAGACCGAGACGCCUCGGCCCCAUCCACCUCACAGUACAGAGACAUCACCGCCCCAUACAGCUCACAGUACAGAGACCGAGACGCCUCCGCCCCAUCCACCUCACAGUACAGAGACCGAGACGCCUCCGCCCCAUCCACCUCACAGUACAGAGACGCCUCCGCCCCAUCCACCUCACAGUACAGAGACGCCUCCGCCCCAUCCACCUCACAGUACAGAGACGGAGACGCCUCCGCCCCAUCCACCUCAAAGUACAGAGACCGAGACGCCUCCGCCCCAUCCACCUCACAGUACAGAGACGGAGACGCCUCCGCCCCAUCCACCUCACAGUACAGAGACCGAGACGCCUCCGCCCCAUCCACCUCACAGUACAGAGACCGAGACGCCUCCGCCCCAUCCACCUCACAGUACAGAGACCGAGACGCCUCCGCCCCAUCCACCUCACAGUACAGAGACCGAGACGCCUCCGCCCCAUCCACCUCACAGUACAGAGACGCCUCCGCCCCAUCCACCUCACAGUACAGAGACGGAGACGCCUCCGCCCCAUCCACCUCACAGUACAGAGACCGAGACGCCUCCGCCCCAUCCACCUCACAGUACAGAGACGGAGACGCCUCCGCCCCAUCCACCUCACAGUACAGAGACGGAGACGCCUCCGCCCCAUCCACCUCACAGUACAGAGACCGAGACGCCUCCGCCCCAUCCACCUCACAGUACAGAGACCGAGACGCCUCCGCCCCAUCCACCUCACAGUACAGAGACCGAGACGCCUCCGCCCCAUCCACCUCACAGUACAGAGACCGAGACGCCUCCGCCCCAUCCACCUCACAGUACAGAGACCGAGACGCCUCCGCCCCAUCCACUUCACAGUACAGAGACGCCUCCGCCCCAUCCACCUCACAGUACAGAGACACCUCCGCCCCAUCCACCUCACAGUACAGAGACACCUCCGCCCCAUCCACCUCACAGUACAGAGACACCUCCGCCCCAUCCACCUCACAGUACAGAGACAGAGACGGAGACGCCUCCGCCCCAUCCACCUCACAGUACAGAGACGGAGACGCCUCCGCCCCAUCCACUUCACAGUACAGAGACACCUCCGCCCCAUCCACCUCACAGUACAGAGACACCUCCGCCCCAUCCACCUCACAGUACAGAGACGGAGACACCUCCGCCCCAUCCACCUCACAGUACAGAGACGGAGACACCUCCGCCCCAUCCACCUCAACCCAGACCAGACAUCAACCCUUCACCAGGCCUGUCCUGCAGGAGGUCAAGUUAGUUUUGCUCCCUCAGGUCCAGCCCCCUGCACCUCUUCAGCCCCAUGCCCGGCCCCGAUCCCCCCUACAGCAGCUCCACCCUGGACCCCUCAACCAGCCUCCCCUUUCCCCCCAGGCUCUCCUCCUAACCCAUGCCUUCCAGAUCCAACAACCCAGAUCCCUUCAUCCCCAGGUCGCUCCCCAGCCCGUGCCUGCUCCCCAUCGGUGUCCUGCGGGCCCCUGUGGCGUCCCUGCCCCCGCCGUGCUGAUAGCUGCUGCCCCCGAGCGUCUGGGCCUCCCAGAGACCGGUCAUCGCAUCACCCUGGGCAGCCAGACUCUUGGGGGCCUUAACCCCCAGUCCGGAGGCCCGCUGCUGACACACGGCCGCCCUCUGUCCCUGGAGCCACAUGUGGUGGUUGUGGUCAAUCGGCCGGCCACUCAACCUCCCCUCCCCAUCCCGGCUUUCGCUGUUCCCCUGAACCCUAACCCCAUGGUCCCAGCCCCUGUCGUCCCAGUCGUCCCCAGGACAGCGGAGGAGAGGGCAGGUCCCUCAGACCAACAGGAAGUCCAGGGACCAGAGACACCUCAGCUCCAGCCCCACGUCAGAGCACUGGUCAGAGGAGUGGUGGAUCUGUUUCCUGAUGUCCAGGAGAACUAUGUAGCAGAACUGAUCCAGACCAAUGACCUGAAAGACCUCAAUGUUAUCUGUAACAUGUUGUUGGAGAACCCAGCCUUCCCUCAGAGAGAGAGUUCAGCCGCCGCGGCUCAGAGCAGCAUGCUACUGGAACCCUGCAACGACAACUCACAGUCUGCAGAGGACCUGUUUGACUACGGGUCGUUAGGUCAGGUGGGUCAGGAGGCGUCGAUGCAGGCAGCUGACCUCUUGAUGGGAGACUUCAGGAUGAUUUCCUGUCAGGACAUCAAAUGGAGCCUCAACGCCAUGAAGGGGCACUACGCAAUCACACGCAAGGCCUUAUGUGAAGCGGUGAAGCAGUUUCAAGACUCUGAGUCGUUAGAGAAGAGACGACGCAGGAGACAGACUGCAGAACGCUGCUAUAUAGACUUCAAGUAUCAGCAUGGUUCGGUGAAGUUGGAGAGGAGGAUGUACUUCCUGGAGAAGAACCGUCGCGGAUGCAGGACGUACGGAGCGGCUCUGGACCCCUCGCUGCAGAGAGAGAUCAGCUUCUAUCAGCAGAAAGCCAAGGAGCAUGCUGAGCAUGAAGACUUCCUGCUGGCUCUGCAGGUUAAUGAGGAGGAGUAUGAGAAGGACGGACAGCUGAUAGAGUGUGGGUGUUGCUGUGGGGACUUCGCCUUCGAGAAGAUGACCCAGUGUUCUGAUGGACAUCUCUUCUGUAAAGAAUGUCUGGUUAAAUAUGCCGAGGAGGCCGUGUUCGGGUCGGGACAGUCCUCUCUCAGCUGUAUGGAAGCAGGCUGUCCCUGUUCCUUCCCGGUGUGCGAGUUGGAAAAGGUUUUGUCGGACACGGUGUUGUGUAAAUACUACGAGAGACAAGCUGAAGAGGCUGUGGCCGCCACCUGCGCCGACGAACUAGUACGUUGUCCGUCCUGUAACUUCCCAGCGUUGUUGGAUGAAGGUGUGUCGCUGUUCAGCUGUCCCAACCCUCGCUGUCGGAAGGAGAGCUGCAGGAAGUGCCGUGUCCAGUGGAAGGAGCAUGCUGGGAAGUCAUGUGACCAGGUCAUGGAACGAGAUGAGAUACGCAUGAGGGUGGCCUUUGAGGAGCGGAUGACAGCAGCUCGGGUCAGGAAGUGCGUGAAGUGUGGAACAGGUCUGGUGAAGUCCGAGGGAUGUAACAGGAUGUGGUGUCGUUGUGGAAGCUACAUGUGUUACCUGUGCCGAGAGCCAAUCAGUGGAUACAACCACUUCUGUCAGCACGCACGUUCCCCUGGCGCUCCCUGUAGGCACUGCCGCAAGUGCUCUCUCUGGACAGACCCCACGCAAGAUGACGAGCGCAUCAUUCAGGACAUUCAGAAAGAGGGCGAGAAAGAGCUCAACAAGAAGAACGCAGAGACUUCAGGGAAGAGAGUGGGCCCGCCCCCGGAACCUGUGGUGGUUGCUAAGCGACCUCGAGCAGCCCCCCCUCCGCAGGCGGUGGCCUUGUUGGUCCCUCCUCGUGUCAUUCUGCCUCAUCGCCAGCCCCCCGCCCCCUACGUGCCCCCGCUCCUCCACCUGCCCCCCCUCAACUACCACCCCCCCCUCAACCAGGUCAACAACAACCUGAACAAUAUAGACAUGCCCAUGCACUAUGGACCCCCCCCUCGCUACUACAGACACCUAUAACCCCCCUCGCUACUACAGACACCUAUAAUCCCCCCCUCGCUACUACAGACACCUAUAACCCCCCUCGCUA
Oncorhynchus keta (chum salmon) is the source of this 4534-nucleotide messenger RNA. RefSeq names its product ring finger protein 216 (gene rnf216). NCBI's taxonomy places the organism in Eukaryota, Metazoa, Chordata, Actinopteri, Salmoniformes, Salmonidae. The coding region runs from base 385 to 4464 and encodes 1359 amino acids. The record is from RefSeq and is a predicted model, not a curated record. The transcript is spliced from 17 exons. Gene Ontology annotation, molecular function: zinc ion binding.